CAGACGUUAUGCAAAAAGGAUGACCUUGUUUUAUACAUAACAUAAACAUUGUGUCUUUAACAAAAUGGCGGUUUAUUCGUUGAUAUUUCGUUGUGGAGUUUCUAAUAAAGUACGGUUGCAAGCGUUAAUGAAUAUAUUCUGCGCUAUGUAUCUCUUUACAAUGACCUUCAUGGUAACACACGUGGCAUUUUUCUACAUUGUUCCGGAAUGUUAUUACCAUGAUGGAGCAAUGGUUCUCCAACAUAGGCUCGGCAUUUGGUACGUUUUUACAGCAGUUGUUGGAAAUUACCUUACAUGCAUCUUCACAGAAACUGCACCAAAACCGGAAGAAGAUAAAUCACGUGAUUAUGGCGUGAUGGCGGACCAAUCUAGAAAUAGUGACAAUAUUGCUGUUAGAAGGAAGGCAAAAAGUAAGGUUGGCAAACAAAGUCAAGAUCGUAAGAAAAAAUCGGACAUAUUUUGCAAAGCCUGCGACAUGACGGUUCCUAUCAGGACGCAUCACUGCUAUUUGUGUGAAAAGUGUGUUACAAAGAGAGACCACCAUUGUUUCUUUAUGGGUGUUUGUAUUGGAAAAGCAAACCAUAUAUAUUUCAUUUUGUUUACUCUGUUUAUGGGAGUAGGCACAUUCUACGGAAUGUUGUUGAUGGCCAAAUAUCUUAACUAUCUUUAUGGAAUUCAGUUUCACGGACCACAAACAUUUUUAUCUCUAUUUUUGAGUACGAUAAUGAGUCUUUUACAAGGCCAGAUACCGUCAUUUAGGUAUCUAGGAGUAUUUCUAAUGUUAUACGUGAGUUUGGCCGGAACACUCGCCUCGUUUGGAUUUUUGUUUUGGCAUAUGCUUAUUGUUGCCAGGGGACAAACUACAUACGAAGCAUUACGCGGGAUUACUAAAUUCUCGAAAGACACGUAUAUUGCCAAUAUACAACAAGUUUUCAGCAGACACAGUUUGAUUUCGUUGUUUAUACCAUUUUGGGACCUUGUCGUUGACAUUGUCAGACAGAGAUAAAUCAUUGUUAGAUAGAGUAGAACAGAAAAAAAAACAUUGUUAAACAGAUAUAACAUAUUGUCAGACGGAGAUAAAUAUUGUCAGACAGUGAAAAAAUAUUUUGUCAGACAGAGACAAAACAUUGCCAGACAGAAGAAAAACAUUGUCAGACAGAGGUAAAACAGAAAAAAACAUUGUUAACCAGAUAUAACAUAAUAUCAGACGGAGAUAAAAUAUUGUCAGACAGUGAACAAACAUUGUCAGACAGAGACAAAACAUUGUCAGACAGAAGUAAAACAUUGUCAGACAGUGAUAAAACAGGGAACAAAAUACUGUCAGACGGAGAUCAAGCAUUUUUAGACGGAGAUAAAGCAUUGUCAGAUAGAGAUAAAACAUUGUCAGACAGAGAUAAAACAAAGGAAAAUAACAUUGUUAGCCAGAUAUUACAUUGUCAGACGGAGAUCAAGCAUUGUCAUACGGAGAUAAACAUUAUCAGAUACAGAUUAAACAGAGAUAAAACAUUGUCAGACAUGGAUAGAACAUUGUCAGACAGAGAUAAAUCAUUGUCAGACAGCGAUAAAACAUUGUCAGAAAAAGAUUAAACAGAGAUAAAACAUUAUCAGACAGAGGUAAAACAUUGACAGAUAGAGAUAAAACAUUGACAGAUAGAGAUAAAUCAUUGUCAGGCAGAGACAACGGGCAACGUUGAAAGGCAACGUUGAAAGGCAACGGGAAAAAACGUUGUAAGUCAGGUAUAACAUUGUCAGACGGAGAUAAAACAUUGUCAGACAGACAUAAAUCACUGUCAGAUAGAAAUAAAACAUUGUCAGAUAGAAACAUUGUCAGACAGAAAUAGAACAUAGUCAGACAGAGAUAAAACAUUGUCAGACAUGGAAUAAACAUUGUCAGUAUAAAACAUGAUUACCGGAGACAUAAAACAUGGAUGAGUAGUAAGAAUGCAAUUCAUAGCCUAGAAUUCUUCAGAUUUUUCAACGCUAUGUAAAGGUGUAAGCGUAAUCAAUAUAAUUAUUUCAAGAGUAAACGUCUUGGAUCUUAUUAAUAAUAACAUUGAUAAAUGUAAUCUUUGUUUAUGAACAAUAACAUUUCUAGUUUAGAAUGGGCAAUGCGUUUUUUAUAUGAAAAAUGUGCGUUUAACUUCAAUGGUACGCUCUUAAAUGGUAUAAUACACUUAACGAAACUUAUAAGUACUCCGAUUUCAAACUUGCAGGAAAACUCCGGUUUUCAAAGUAUAUACCAAAUCAAUGUUGAAAAUAUGUACUGACUCUACUUUCCGACUGCAUGAAUGAUUUUAAAA
Molecule: messenger RNA, 2300 nt
Organism: Ruditapes philippinarum (Manila clam)
Lineage: Eukaryota; Metazoa; Mollusca; Bivalvia; Venerida; Veneridae
Exons: 1
Coding region: 65-1006 (313 amino acids)
Biological process (GO): protein palmitoylation
Cellular component (GO): Golgi apparatus
Molecular function (GO): palmitoyltransferase activity
Source: RefSeq, a predicted model, not a curated record